ACAGAAAAUCCCCUUUAAAGAACAAAGCCUCAUCGGUAAUAUGCAUGUCAAAUGCAAAACCUGUUCUUUCCUUAUUCGGUACGAGCUCUGAUAAAAACUGGUAAUACACGAAUAUGUCUUCCACUGGCAUCCGAAUGGGUUCCGAAUCUACGUACCCUUUAUUUCAGCACAACACAAAUGGCGAAUUUUAAUUGCGGAUCGGUGGUUCGUUUCUAACAAAUCAUUAUUCGCCUCGUGAGAACAGCAACAGCACAAUGUGCACGAUAUAAUAUCGAAGUCUCGCGAUCGCGUGUUCGUAUUCGCAUCGGUGAAGUAGAGCAGUAAAGAUGGGCUCACGCAUCGAAGUGUGCUUCCGGGAAUCGUCAUCGCAAACGCUGCUUUCGAUUGUAAUGUUACUGUUUGCAACUAGAGUUAUCGUACUCGCAGAUUUAGAAGGUACAUACAAAAGUUUAAUGAUUUGUAUGAAAUACUGGUUUUCCCUUAAACAAUUUAUUUCAGUUGGUGAACGAUGCACAGUGCAGCGUACGAAUGAACCUGGCAUCUGCCGUCCAGUUUCCGACUGCACGCCUGUAAUCGAUGACAUACGCAAUCGACGGGGAAAUCCUACCAAGUGUGGUUUUAUCGAUCGUGUGCAGAUUGUUUGCUGUCCACAAUCUGGUACCAUAUCUGUAGCAUCAUCUUCACACGCUCCCGCGGUACAGAAUAAUCGUGAUCGAAACAUGGAAAAGUGUGUCGAAUAUGGACAGGCGGUAUUUUCGAAGGAAUAUGUAAACUCACUGACUGCUGAUGAACCGAAAUUGCAAACGAUCGAUAAGUGUGGACACACCGCAGUGGAGUUAAUAGUGGACGGUGAACUGGCCAAAGCGCGUGAAUUUCCACACAUGGCGCUGAUUGGUUUUGGGGCGGCGCCUGAUAUUCGAUAUCUAUGUGGAGGAUCACUUGUUUCCGAUCGGUUUGUACUAACUGCUGGACAUUGUCUAACGUCCACGAACUUUGGAUCAGCUACAAUCGUACGGUUGGGCGAGCUGUCUUUGAGUUCGUCGAAGGAUGAAGCCUUCCCAGAGGAUUAUGAUGUCGCUGAACGGAUACCCCACCCAGAGUACAAACAAACGUCACACUACAAUGACAUCGCACUCAUCAAGCUGCAACGUAAAGUGAUUUUCUCCCCCUACAUACGACCCAUCUGUUUGCCAGUGCUUGAAACCAUCUCACAAAAGCGUGCCAUUGCUACGGGUUGGGGUGCGAUCGGGUUUGGAUUAGAACAAAGCAGUGCACUCCUCAAAGUUACCCUUGACAUGUUCGGCUUCGACGAAUGCAAAACUUUGUUUGAACCUACGCGUAAACUGCGGAGCGGUCUUAACGCAACAACGCAAAUGUGUGCCGGUUCACGCAAUUCUACCAAGGACACUUGCCAGGGUGAUUCCGGUGGGCCACUGCAAGUGUACAACGAUGCUAACGUUUACUGCACCUACGUCGUUAUCGGCGUUACCUCUUUCGGGCAAAACUGUGGGUUGGCCGGGGUACCGGCAGUGUAUACUACCGUCUUUCCAUAUCUUUCGUGGAUAGAAAAUUUGUUGUUUUAA
This is a messenger RNA of Anopheles funestus (African malaria mosquito), 1583 nucleotides long. RefSeq names its product venom protease-like. The record is from RefSeq and is a predicted model, not a curated record. The transcript is spliced from 3 exons. Lineage: Eukaryota; Metazoa; Arthropoda; Insecta; Diptera; Culicidae. Bases 327 to 1583 code for a protein of 418 amino acids. Gene Ontology annotation, biological process: proteolysis. Gene Ontology annotation, molecular function: serine-type endopeptidase activity.